Messenger RNA from Adineta steineri, 2205 nucleotides. The record is from the annotation of a GenBank genome assembly. NCBI's taxonomy places the organism in Eukaryota, Metazoa, Rotifera, Eurotatoria, Adinetida, Adinetidae.
AUGACUGAUAAUAUGCAACGAUCAUCAUCGCGUACGAUAUAUAAUAGUGAUGCAAUUGAUUGUAUUGUUAACACAAAUGAUCUUGCAUUGGAACAUGAUACAAUGAAUCAAGAAUUUGAACAAAAAAGAGCAUCAAGUGAUUCACGACGUCAUCAACCAUCCAAACGUAUCAAUGGACAUUCAACUGAUCGAUCAAGUCGUCAUUCUCCACCAUUAGUUACACAUAAACGUCCGUCAAGUCCUUCAACUAAUUCAUUAUCAACAUCACGUUCUCAACAUAAUUAUUAUGUAUCUCAGAAAUAUCAAGAAGUUUCAAGAUCACCAUCACCAACAUCUCGACAUCAUCGAUCCAGUCGAGUUGCUGCUUCAGUAAAACGUCCACAUUCUGAUUCUCGAUCACCACAUGAACGACGUCCAACAACACAUCGUACUUAUCCAACAUCGUCACGUAAACGUACUAAUGAUAUUGAUGAAUUUCAAUCUACUCCAUCAGUAAGAAAACAAACCGGAUCUACAAAAACACAUCGAAAACAAGAACUAGGUGAUUUAAGUAUCGUAUCCGAAGAUGAAUUAACAAAACCACAUGAUAAUCAAUCAAAUAAUUCCACAACCAAUGAAUUAUCAUCAUCAACAACUAAUAAACUUCAUUCAACUCCAUCUGUUCCUAUACUUCAACCAACUUCAAAUGAAAGUCUUUUAGAAAUGAGUACCAUUCCUCAAGAUUGUGAAAUAUCACUUUUUGCUAAAUCAGCUCUUUCAAUUACAAAUACAAGUUCAAUUUCAACAACACCAAUCAUUCCUGGAAAUGAUUUUAUGCAAAUUAUUGAUCUUAUGAGUAGAUAUAAAAUGAUGCAAGCCAUACCAUCUACUAAUAAAGAGAUCGAAGUUUGUUCCAAGGAAAUCUUUGUACUUAUACAAAAACAAAUUGAAUUACAAAAAAAAGAACUUGAUUAUCGUGAAAGAGAAAUGAAAUUACGUGAACGUGAACUUAUUGAACGUGAAAAAUGUUUUAAUGAAAAAUUGAAUGGUCCAAAAAAUUUAAUUUCAAAUACUAAUGAACCUAUUGUUACUUUUAAACCAACAAUUAUUGAAGAAAAACCAUCACAACAAGAAUUUAAAAUCACAAUUGAUCAAAAUACGAAAAAUGUAAUGCAAGAAAAAACUGUUGAACAAUCAAUUCCAACGACUGUUGAUACGUCGAAAAUUGAUUUAGGAAAUAAAAAUACUUCGAAUCAAUCAUCAUCAUCAAUUCGUAAGAAUCAUGGAAAAUCACGUUUUUCACAAAUUAUUGAUGAACCAUCAAUUUCUACUUUACAAAAACAACCAAUAAUUGAUCCAUAUAGUGAUAUUGAUAUAGAUAAUCAAUCAUGUUCAUCUAUAAAUUCAACAAAUUCUUUAAAAAAAGUUCUUUCAAACAUUUUAGCAUCUAGUGAAUCAACAAAAUCUAUCAUGGAUGGUGAUUUAAAAGUAACAUCAACAAAUUCAUGUCGUAAAGUUGAAAUUCAAAGUGACAAUAUUCAUCCAACAAUAACAAUAAGUAAAGAACCACCACAGGAUUUACGUUUAACUUUAAGUAAAAAUCGAACAAAACAUCAAAACAAUGAUGAUAACAACACACAUGAUCAAGUAAUCAAUCGUGAUGAACAAAUUGUAACAAUGUCAGCAAUCAAUGAAGACAAACAACAAAGCCAUGAUUACCCGCAACAAAGAAGUGUCACAUCGGCAUCGAUUGGGACAAUCAUCGACGAAUCCAAUGACAAACGAGAUGAUCAUCGUCAUCAUCAUCAUCAUCAACAGCAACGAUCCAACAGCAGUCGACAACAGCAAUAUCCAGGUGACAAUUAUUCAGCAUCAACAAAUGAACGAUCUUAUUAUAAUAGAUCAACAUCACAACAAUCAGCAAAACAUGAACCAAAUCAAAAGCGCCAUGAAACUGAUGAUCUUCGUAUUCAUAUACAUGAACAGAAAUAUCCUAAACCAUCACAAAAUGUUCAAUUAAAAAGUCAAAUUGAAACUUAUGAAAAAGAUAGUAUCCGUUUACCAACAAAAAUGUUACCAUUUAAAAUUAUGCGUAAUUCUUCACGAGAUGUUGAUGAUGUUCAACGUAAAAAUGAUGCACUUACACAAAAAGUACAUACACAAGAAGAAGAAUUUCGAUUACAAAAUGAAACAAUGAUGCAUGAAUUAAAUGAAGUAAAUAAAUGA